Molecule: messenger RNA, 716 nt
Organism: Astyanax mexicanus (Mexican tetra)
Lineage: Eukaryota; Metazoa; Chordata; Actinopteri; Characiformes; Acestrorhamphidae
Gene: mrpl33
Product: mitochondrial ribosomal protein L33
Exons: 4
Coding region: 111-308 (65 amino acids)
Biological process (GO): translation
Cellular component (GO): ribosome; mitochondrion
Molecular function (GO): structural constituent of ribosome
Source: RefSeq, a predicted model, not a curated record
ACCCGGAUGCUGCAGGACUUUUACGCUGAAGUGUGUUAGCUAGGCUAGCUUAUUAGCUGCUGAAGCUCAAUGUGACUUUUCUGCUUCUGUCUCUAAAUCCUGCGAUUAAAAUGUUUCUCACCGCCGCUAAUCUUGCCAAGGCUAAGUCUAAGACCCUCCUGGUUCAGAUGGUGAGUGCAGCUGGAACAGGCUACUGCUUCAACACAAAGAGAGGACGACUGAGAGAAAAGCUGGUCCUGAGGAAGCAUGACCCCUUUGUGAACAAGCACGUUCUUUUCUUUGAGAAGAAGAAGAUCCGCUCCAUCUGAGCGCGGUCGGCACGUGGACCGGUGAAAUGGACACUGGAAAGAAACACAGUCUCUUUGUGCUUAAACCUGGAGCUCAUUUGCAUUGUUCCAAAUUGUUGCCAAGGACCGGAUCUAUGAGUAAGAGCUCGAGGAAGCUGACCAACGUCAGACGCAUCAAAAGGGUCACAAUACCAUCGAGAAUGACAAGAAGUCCCACUGGAACCAGAGGAUGCGUAUCCAUCCACAACAUAAUUACUACUAACAGAAAGAAUACUGCAGUGGUCAUUACUGUGGGAAGCUAUGAACCAGCAGUGCGUCUUGCCAGGAUGUUGCAGAUGUUAAACUAUUCAGUAAAAUAAAAAUGUGAUGUUUGUUAAAAUAGAAGUUGGAUGUAUGUAAUGUCAGUUGAUUAAACUUAUUCAAACCUAA